AUGCUCCUGACAAAGAAUGCUAGCGGCAACACCGCGCUGCAUGAAGCUGCGAUGUCUGGUCAGAAGGGUGUGGCAGAGAGCAUGGUGACGAAGAACCCAACUUUAGUUUUUGAGAGGACUAAUUUGAACGAGACGCCUCUUUACCUUACUGCUGCGUUUGGAAAGAUUGAAGUUUUCACACUUCUGGAAAGCUACAAUAGCGAUUGCAGGAUAAGGAGGCACGAUGGCUCCACCAUUCUUCAUGCUGCCAUUAAGGAAGAACGUUACAGUGGCACCUUCAUGAGGCUUGAGGCGACGAUGAUAGUCGUCGUUGGUGACGUUAUCAACAACACAGGCUUGGGCAGUGACGACGCCAAAAAAGGCCAAAAAUGCAAUGCCAAAGAAAGCAACCUAGGCAGCAGGCACGCAUCAAGUGACAACAAUGUUGGCAACAUCUUUGGCGAGGAAGGCAACAUCAGAGAGAUUUGGGCGAUGCCCUAG
Ilex paraguariensis (yerba mate) is the source of this 480-nucleotide messenger RNA. The record is from the annotation of a GenBank genome assembly. NCBI's taxonomy places the organism in Eukaryota, Viridiplantae, Streptophyta, Magnoliopsida, Aquifoliales, Aquifoliaceae.